Molecule: messenger RNA, 1074 nt
Organism: Medicago truncatula (barrel medic)
Lineage: Eukaryota; Viridiplantae; Streptophyta; Magnoliopsida; Fabales; Fabaceae
Product: rhicadhesin receptor
Exons: 2
Coding region: 143-787 (214 amino acids)
Molecular function (GO): manganese ion binding
Source: RefSeq, a predicted model, not a curated record
CUUCUCUUGGUAUAAAUAAUCAAUGCCCACCACCACUUCAUUCCAACUCAUCAUUCAAAUUGUUCCUUUUUUUGUCUUGCCCGUAACAUAUAAUUGGUUUUCAAAAGUCUCCGGUUAAUUUGUUUGUCACCGAUCUUAACAAAUGAUGAAGAUCAUCGCAGUGUUGCUGCUUCUGGUGUUAACCACCACUGUCACUGCUGAUCCCGAUAAUCUUCAAGACCUCUGUGUUGCAGACCUUGCUUCUGCGAUUCUAGUGAAUGGAUUCACAUGCAAACCAGCUUCGAAUGUAACCGCAGCUGAUUUCUCCACCAACGUACUAGCCAAACCAGGAGCCACAAACAACACAUUUGGUUCCUUAGUAACCUUAGCCAAUGUUCAGAAAAUCCCAGGACUCAACACACUUGGUGUGUCAUUGGCACGUAUUGACUAUGCUGUAGGUGGACUGAACCCACCUCACACUCACCCACGUGCAACUGAGAUUGUUUAUGUUCUUGAAGGUCAAUUAGAUGUUGGGUUCAUAACAACAGCUAAUGUUUUGAUAUCAAAGACUAUUGUUAAGGGUGAAACAUUUGUGUUUCCUAAAGGAUUGGUUCAUUUCCAAAAGAACAGUGGUUAUGUACCUGCUGCAGUGAUUGCAGGAUUCAAUAGUCAAUUGCAAGGAACAGUGAAUAUUCCUCUUACUUUGUUUGCUUCUACACCACCUGUUCCAGAUAAUAUUUUGACUCAAGCAUUCCAAAUUGGUACCAAGGAAGUUCAGAAAAUCAAGUCUAGGCUUGCACCCAAGUAGUGAGAUCAUGAUCAUGUGUUUCUUAUUUUGUUUGUGGUUUUAAUUUUAUUUAACUUUGUUGAUUUACAAUUCAUGUUUGGAACUCAUAAAACAAUUGGGGCAUGUUCAAUAUUCAUUUUCCUUUGGAUGAUUGAAAUUUGUAAGAUCCCUAAUGCGUGCUUCUUAUUUUGGUAAUCAAAUUCAAAUGUGCUUGUUAUUUUUGCAAUUAUGUGGAGCAAGCAAUCACAUUGUAGAUCUUGUUUGGAUAAACAGUUUAAAUAAACGUGUAUGGCAUAAUUUUUUUUAUA